CGUCCGCGCGUUUCCGUUUCCGCCGCCGCCGCUGCUGCCGCCGCCGCCGCCCCAGUCCGGUUGUUCUCGGGAGUCGGCGCGUCGUUGUGCAGCUGUCUGAGCUAUGUCGGGAGGCCUUCUGAAGGCGCUGCGCAGUGACUCCUACGUGGAGCUGAGCCAGUACCGGGACCAGCACUUCCGGGGUGACAAUGAAGAACAAGAAAAAUUACUGAAGAAAAGCUGUACAUUAUAUGUUGGAAAUCUUUCCUUUUACACAACUGAAGAACAAAUUUAUGAACUCUUCAGUAAAAGUGGUGACAUAAAGAAAAUUAUUAUGGGUCUGGAUAAAGUGAAAAAAACAGCAUGUGGAUUUUGUUUUGUGGAAUACUAUUCAAGAGCAGAUGCAGAAAAUGCCAUGCGGUACAUAAAUGGGACUCGUCUGGAUGACCGGAUCAUUCGUACAGACUGGGACGCAGGCUUUAAGGAGGGCAGGCAGUAUGGACGUGGUCGCUCCGGGGGCCAGGUGCGAGAUGAGUAUCGGCAGGACUAUGAUGCUGGGAGAGGAGGAUAUGGCAAACUGGCACAAAACCAGUGAGCAGCGAGAGCCCCAUCAGGAAAACUCUUGCCUGUUCAAGAACAUUACCCAGGGUCUGCAAAUCAGCCUUUUUUACCAAGCUUCGAUCAGUGUCUACAGAGCUUGAAGCCCUUCAGUUCUCCUCUGAAGAUUAUUAAAGGACAGAACCAAAAGAAUGCCUUUAAUUCUAGCCUUGGAAUCUUGGCCACGUGUCAAGGUUACCAGAGUGAUUUUGUUACCAGGUCAAAAAUUGUGUUUCCUGGCAAGAGACUGAAUCUGAAAAGUUGAUUAAUCUGUCCGCCAAAACACACUUAUUUUAGGAAGAUUAGAGAAAUCUAAAAAUUGUUUUACCAUGUUUGAGUCAAAGUAGGUUCAUGAUCCACAUUGGGGCCUGGAAUGAUUGGUUAUUUUUUAUUGUUAAGUCUGCAUGUUUAAUAAAUGGAGUUUUGUAUGUUGCAUAGCUUUGUUCUUAGAAACAGGUGUUUGACAACUGAAUUUGUCUCUGAAGGCAAACUUACAGGUCAACUGAGCAUCCUCAGUAGUUGGUGCAAAAAGUUAGCCUUGGAUAGUUCAAGGAGACACCACUUGUUUCCGUGUAUCAGGAAAUUAGGUACAGAACUCACUGUAUUAUUCAGAAGAUACAACUAAAGGUAAAAAAGGCCAAGGUUUGGGGGGGCAUUGUGCAGCAGGUUAAGCUGCUGCUUGGGAUGCCUGCAUCACAUAUCACAGAGCAUGGAAUGGAGUCCAGCUUCCUGCUAAUGCACCUGGGAGCCUGCAGACAAUGACCCAACUACUGUGGUUUCUGCCACCCACAUAUUCCUGGUUUUAGCCUGGUCCCACCCCUGGCUGUGGGCAUUUGGAGAGUGAACCAGUAGACGGAACACCUCUCUGUCUUUCCCUAUCACUCUGCCUUUCUAAUAAGUCUUUAAAAAGAAACAAUUUUAAAAUGAAACAAAAAUGCAAAAGCAAGAGUUUAUAAUACAGAGAAUCUCAAAUACUCUAUGGGGUGGGAGUGUGGACAGUCUCAGAAGUGGAAGGAAACCUCAAGAGUUGUUUUGGGGCCUGCAUUGUGGAACAGCAGUUAAGCUAUUGUCUAUGACGCCAGCAUCCCAUAUGGGUGUCCGUUUGAGUCCCAGCUGCUCCACUGUCAGCUUCCUGCUAAUGCACCUGGGAAAGCACUCGAAGACGGCUCAAGCUUAAGCCCCUGCUACCCAUGUGGGAAACAACCCAGAUGGAGUUCCAGGCUCCUGGCUUGAGCCCAGCACAGCCUUGUGGCUGCUGAAGCCACUUGGGGAGUGAACCAAAGGAUGGAAGAUGUUUGACUCAACCUUUCAAGAUUUAUGACUGCAAUGGCUGGAGCUGGGCUGUCUGAAACCAGGAGCUUCUUCCGGGUCUCCCAUGCAGAUUCAAGGGCCCAAGGACCUGGGCCAUCUUGUACUGCUUUCCCAGGCCAUAGCAGAGAGCUGGAUUGGAAGUGGAGCGGUCAAGACUCAACCAGCACCCGUAUGGGAUCCAUAAAGCACUGUAGGCAGUGGCUUUACCCGCUACGCCACAGCACUGGCCCCCUCAAAAAUUUUUUAAAGAUACCCUUCCUUACAAAAAAAACAAAGUUAAAACAUUGCCUUGAUAUGAAAGUUGCUGUUAGGGCCAUCAGAUUAUUUUCAUUUUUCAGAGUGAUCUUGGGAAUACAGUGUGUUUUUAAUAAAGUUUGAAGAUUAUGAGGAUACUUAACAAUCACACUUCCUGUAUGAAAUGUCUAUUUCAGCCAAUUCUGAUGCUGCAGUCUACUUUACUUUUUCCCCAGAUUGUGCUUAUUGAGGUUGAAGCCAUAAUAGUGAGCUGAUAAUUUCUGCAAAGGGGAGUCUAGAGAACUUGCAUUUGUUAGGCAAUAGGUCAUUUCUGAUAUUAUGUAAAGUACUACUCACUAAAAACUCCUAGUCUAAGAACUUUUCCUGAUAAAAUGCAUAUUAAAAAAUCUAACAACAGAAUACCUUCUAACUUCAGUAGUUUGUAAAGUUGAAGGUAAAGUAUCUUGGUGUGAAUGUCUUUCAUGUUAUAAUACAUUGAACUUUUAGGUUCUCUGAAGUUCUAAAAGAGCUAUAAUUAGCUUUAAGAAACCAUUCACAGGGGCUGCCACUUGCAGUGCUGGCAUCCCAUAUGGAGGCUGGUUCUAGUCCCGGCUGCUCCACCUCCAAUCCAAACCUCUUUCCUUGGAAAGCAACAGCAGAUAGCCCAAGUCCUUGGGUCCCUGCACCCAUGUGGGAGACCUGGAACAAACCCUGGCUCCUGGCUUCGGAUUAGCACAGCUCCGGCCAUUGCAACCAACUGGGGAACCAGUGGAGGGAAGACUGAUUCCGCCCUCCCUCUCUCCCAUUCCCUCCCUCUUUCUCUCUGCUUCUGCCUCUCAAACUCUGCCUUUCAAAUAAAUAAAUCUUAAAAAAAUUUCACAAUUUAAUGAGGAUACAUUGUUCAUUUUCUUACACUGUAGUUUGAACCAAAUGUUUUAUAUAUUUUUGUAGUAAAACAUAAGUUUGGUUUUUAGGCCUGUAGAAAUCUAAGACAGUGGCUCCUACCUGAAUUGUGUCUUCUGUCACAGAUUUUAAUAAAGUUGGGCCAACUUAC
This is a messenger RNA of Oryctolagus cuniculus (rabbit), 3175 nucleotides long. It is a transcript of the gene NCBP2, whose product is annotated as nuclear cap binding protein subunit 2. NCBI's taxonomy places the organism in Eukaryota, Metazoa, Chordata, Mammalia, Lagomorpha, Leporidae. Gene Ontology annotation, biological process: mRNA cis splicing, via spliceosome. Gene Ontology annotation, molecular function: RNA cap binding. Gene Ontology annotation, cellular component: nuclear cap binding complex. The record is from RefSeq and is a predicted model, not a curated record.